Tigriopus californicus is the source of this 2282-nucleotide messenger RNA. RefSeq lists its product as uncharacterized. Lineage: Eukaryota; Metazoa; Arthropoda; Copepoda; Harpacticoida; Harpacticidae. The transcript has a single exon. Gene Ontology annotation, molecular function: protein binding. The coding region runs from base 249 to 2228 and encodes 659 amino acids. The record is from RefSeq and is a predicted model, not a curated record.
UCUUUCUAAGCACAAAGAAGACCCGAUGCUUUUUCACACACGCACCUGUGCUCUCUUUCCUUCUCUGGUUUGGGCAACCGGGCCCAUGAUCAUCAAUGCUUUUCCAGCCAACUUGAGGAGGUUCACAGGUAGUGACAACGACCCUUCUUUCUGGCUUUGCCAAAGCUUCUGGUACAAGCUGUUUUUGCAAUGGCGGAGACCAUUCGGAAAUUGUGAUUGUUCCCAGUGAUCUCGUGAUUGAAUUUGCCAUGCAGCAAACGCCACAACAACGACCCAUGACCAAUGGCCAUGGCGGGCUCCGCCCCUCGUCACUAGCUCAUCCCACGCAUAACUUUCCACCCCCGUACCGUUCGCCCCCAAAUCCUCUACCUCCACAACCAACAUCCAAAACAGCCUACAGUAAAUUUAAUGUGAGUGAGCCUAACAUCAAUGGCCCUCCUUCAGGGAUCUUCACUGGCUCACCGGUGGGAUAUCGCCAUACCAUGACGUUGGAUCACUCACAUCAAGUGCAACAUGGUCUCAAGAAUAUGCUGACAAGUUCGGGAGCACCACCCAAACAUGCCACUCUUGAUUCGAAUGGACAAACUUACGCCCUGCAGCAAUUGCGGAGUAAUGGAUUGGGUUCCGGCUCAGAUCCCCAACAACAAAGACUUCAGACUCUCCAGAAUCGGCUGCCUUUGCCUGGAGAUACCUAUGUGAGCCCUGAUAAUCUUCGUGAUACAGCUAACCGGAUGUUUUCCCGUAAUCAGCAAGAACGAUCGUCCUUUGGAGGAAACCCCAUGAUGACGCAAGCUCCCUCCGGACAAUCGAAAGCCACGAAUGGGAAUCAAGAAAACCACUAUUACAACACUCAACGAUUUAUAUCCAAUGCUAAUCAAAGUGACGACGGCAAACGACACUCCUUCACCAACCAGAGCUUUAGAAAGGCCACAGGCCAAGAUAAAACCCCUCCGCAAGUUCCGCCUAAGCCCCAUUCACGAUCCACCAGCAAAGAGAGACUAAGAGAUCCCAAUGAUGAAGGAGAUCAUUUAGAUGCUGAGUUGAAACACAUUCUCAGAGGAAGUCACGCCAAUGGUCAAGGAGGAAAGCGAAUUAGCAUGGGAGGGACUCCACCUUUACCAGCUUUGUCUCCUGAUCCAACCCCAGAAUCGUCUCCAGAUGGUAACCAUCAAAAGCCCUCAAAAACUGGGACCAAAGAGAGCAGCAACGGCAAAGUGGCACCCACAUCCUCCAAGGUCAAUCACAAUUUCAAAGCCGCGAACAAACUCUUGAACGGACUCAGUCACAUCAAUCCGACUCGUGCGGGGUCACAGAACCACGACGAUGCUUUUUCCUCGUUCACCCAAUCUACCAUGGGGGCCUUGACCUUGGAUUUGGAGAGCGUUCUUGGUCUCCAAACUGAUAUCACAUCCGACGAUUCGACCACAAUAGACAACACAGAUGCUGCGGCUAUCCGAAAGCAAUUGGACGGCUUGGAAAGCAUGUACUCAGAAGUGCUCAAAUUGCUAGGCCUUCGAAAGUAUGGAAGAGCUCCUGGAAUGCCUAGCGGCGUGGGAGGGGGCACUUUGGGUGAUCGGGGUAGACGAAAACUCUAUGGAAGCAUGAGUUCCCUCCCAAGUGUCAGUUCAAUCGGAAGUCGACAUGUGUACAAAGAUCGUCGGCCAGGAGAGCGCGCCAAACGCUCAGCGGCAGGUGGGGCAGGAAAAGACAAAAGUGUGAACAAACGUUUCCAAAGGCUAGAAUCCCACGUGGUCACUUUGGCGCGAAGUGUGGCUCACCUGACCUCCGAGAUGCGGAACCAGCAAUUGUUGAUACAGGAAGUCGAGGCCUUGCGCUUGGAAAUGCAACAAUUGCGAGGUGGGCAUCCCCCGCCUCCUACCGCCAGACCCAACGGUUACGUUGGGGGUUAUAUGGACCCUGAAAGUUUCUUUGCGUCGCAAGGAGGUGCCAACAAAUUGAACACAGUUCAAGCCAAUCGUGUUCGCAAACUGACGAAAUUUUUCGGCGCCGAGCCUCCAUUACUGAGACUCUUUCUCAAGAAUCUUGGCUAUGAAAAGUACGCCUCGGCCUUUGAAGAUGCCAAGAUCGGCUUACUAGAGCUGCCCUAUCUCUCGGAAGAGAGAUUGGAACAGUUGGGAUUACCCAUGGGACCGAGAAUGAGAAUCAUGCAGGAAGCCAAAGUGAGCAUUGGUAAUGAUCAGAACAAUGUGAGUGUUUAUAUUCUUUAAUUACAAACAGAAUAAACCUUAGUCGGUGACAAGUGUCACUUUUGAUUGAUUCAA